UUCGGAGUAGUGGCGGCGGCGGGAAGCGAUGCGGGAGGUGCUGCGCGGUCGCUCGGGCAACCGGCCGGCCCAGGGCGGCCAGCCCCUCACCGCCACCCCCAUGGCGCUGCCCGGUCCCUCCUGGGCCCGCACCCGCGCCGCGCUGGGGCGGCUGGAGAGGGCGCUGAGCUGCUCCCGCUGCGCCGGCGUCCUGCGGGAGCCCGUGUCCCUGGGGCACUGCGAGCACGUCUUCUGCCUAUCUUGCGUGGGUGACUGUGUUGGCACAGAAUGCCCAGUGUGCCACAUGCCAGCCUGGGUGCAAGAUGCACAGAUAAACCGGCAACUAGACAACAUGAUUCAGCUUUGCAGCAACCUGCGGCAUCUACUGGGUGCGGACACCUCAGAUUCAACAGAAGCCAUGUCCACACCAACUGACUCAGACUUUGGAAAAAAGAAUAAGAAGAAACAGUUAAAAAUGUGGUUCAGCCCAAGGAGUAGGAAGAUUCGAUGCGUCCUGAACAAGAGUGAGCCUGAGACUAAAAGUGAUAACCUUUGUCUAGACACAUCUUCAAUUUAUGAUUUCUUUCCUUCCCCUCCUCAUGAAAAGCCCUCCAAGCCAGCAAAAAAGCCAACACAGAGACAGAAUAAGAAGAUGAAGAAGAAACAUCUAUCGGACAUUAACAAAGUGUGGAGUUUAGAGAAACCUGAGCAGAAAGGAGGAGUUGAGAAGACUACUAAGCAAAAGUGUGUGACCAUCUGCAGUCAACCAGUGGCCCUGUGUGCUCCAGAACCCAAUAGCCCUGAAGAGACAUUUCAGCAGGAGUCUAUGAAGGAAGCUGACUCCAGCAAAAAUAUGGAAAAUGUGGAAGUAUUGCCACAGGUAAAAUCCUCAGAAAAGAAAGAUAGCGGUGAGGUUGCGUGCCCUGCGCAAGUCAGCAAGGAAAAAAAUUGUGCUACAGAGACGUCACUGUCAACAGAAAAUAAAACUACAUCUUAUAAACGUGGAAGGGAGCAAUCCAGACUUCCAUUUACUUCUCAGUCUAAAAGACCAAGAAGAACUGAGAGGGCCAUUAUUGGGAAGUCAGUCAGGCAGGCAGAUUGCUUAGAGGAGUUACCUCAGGGCUGCCCCACUUCCCCAACAACUGAACACAAGACACCAGUUCAGAUUUCUUCCUCUGUAUCAAAACUUACUGACACCGUAAUGAAGACAAGAAGCUCUGCAGUCUUUCAAGCAAUAAAUAGUCCUUCACUUUCAAAACCUCCCUCUACCCCAUCUAGUUCUAAGACUUGUGAUCGGGUAGGAAUACCACACAGCCCUUCUGUGUUGAAGUCCCCUGGUGGUAACACAAUUGCCAGAAGAAAUUACAAAGGAGAGACUUUGCUCCAUGUUGCUUCCAUCAAGGGUGACUUAGCAGCUGUUCAACAGCUGCUUAAAAAUGGGGCAGAUCCCAAUGUCAAAGACAAUGCUGGCUGGACACCACUGCACGAGGCAUGUAAUCAUGGGCACAAAGAAGUGGUGGAGCUGUUGCUACAAUACAAGGCAUUAGUGAAUACUACGGGGUAUCAGAACGACUCACCGCUUCAUGAUGCUGCCAAGAACGGGCAUGCGAGCAUUGUUGAGCUGCUGCUUUUGCAUGGUGCCUCCCGUGAUGCAGUUAAUAUAUUUGGUCUGCGGCCUGUGGACUAUGCGGAAAGUGAAAAGGUGAAGUCUGUGCUAAUGUUACCAGUGAAGAAUGAAUCAUUUUCACUUAACCAACCCUCUGAGGCACUGAGCCCCAGCCAGACAAGAGAUGGACCUCUUGGUAUACUGGGGAGCAAUCUUAGUUCAGAGCAACAGAAAUUGCUGAACAAACUAGCAACAAUUCUGAAGGCUCAAAGGUGUACUGAAUUUAACAGCAGAGUAACUCACCUUGUUAUCCCUGAUGUUCCAAUGCCAAGUACUGUCAAAUGCAUGAUGGCUGUUCUGACUGGAUGUUGGGUCCUCAAGUUUGAAUGGGUACAAGCCUGUCUACAAACCACAGUACGAGAACAAGAAGAGAAGUAUGAAAUCCAAGGUGGCCCACAAAGAGGCCGGCUCAACAGAGAACAGCUGCUGCCUAAGUUGUUUGAUGGAUGCUACUUCUAUUUUUUGGGGUCUUUCAACCGUCAGCAGAAGAGUGAUCUUGUGGAGCUGGUCAAAGCAGCAGGAGGACAAAUUCUGGUUAGGCAGCCAAAACCAGACAGUGAUGUGACGCAGACAAUCAACACGGUGGCAUACCAUGCAGAAUCUACUUCUGACCAGAGAUUUUGCACUCAAUAUGUAAUCUAUGAUGUGUCUUCUAAAUUCAAGCCAGAGAAAAUUCGUCAGGGCAAAGUCUGGAUGGCCCCCUCCAGCUGGCUUAUAGACUGUGUGAUGUCAUUUCAGCUCCUGCCUGUAAAAUGAAUUGCAACGUCUCAUGAGCGAGUUUUGAAAAUGUGGUGAAUCUUGAGCAGUUGGAACACUCUGGUAAACAGUGGUCUGAAGCUAUGAUUUAUGUUUUGCACUUAGGAAUACAGGAGAGCUUUGACCAUUUAAAUGAGUUACUAAGAUCACUGAUAUGCUGGAAUAAAUGAAUUUACAAUGGAGCAGAGAGAGAAAUAUAUUGCAUUGACAAAUGUGCCUUGGGUUAUUUAGUAUACUUUAUUUUUGCAUUUAACUUAACUGUACUAAUCACUGACAUUUCAUAAUUAAGAUUUUGCAAAAUGAAACCUUUUGCAUUCUUGAUUUAAACCAGCCCUUUGUAUGUGAUAGAGCGUGACCCCAUUUCUUUUCUGUUCAAUAUCCAUUGGCAAGGAUCUACUGUAUGUGUCAAGAUUUCCCAGCCAGGCCAGAAUUUGUAUUUUUUUUAAAAAAGGACUCCAUGCAUUUGAACAUAGUCAUUUGCCUGUGUAGACAUAUCUUCUGCCAGAUGACAUGUGAUGUUUCUUAUAACAUCCUACAGCUGAAUUCUGCAGGAAAUUCUUGGCAUGGGAUAAGCCUUGUAAAAAUUAGAGUAGAACUAAUGGCCUGAAUUCACUUGAAAGCAGACAAUUUUUAAAAUGCUAUCUUUAAAAAUCUUGGUCUAAAAUUCCUUAUUUGUAGCAAGAGUAAUGCUUUAUUCACUUCUGUCCUCUUUCCUGCUUGUAAAUGUGUAAGUCAAAUUUGAUUCUAUUUUCUGAAAGUUUUUAAGUGUCAUGAUCCUUAUUAAAUUAUAAUCAAAAAUAUUUCUGUAAGUAUGGAUGGUUGCUAUCAUGGUUAUUUUAAUGAAAAAAUUUAACGAUCACAAAAGAAUUAUGCCUCACUUUGCACAAUUGUACUUAAACUUAGCAGGCUACAUUGGAGCAGUAUUUGAUUCUUUCACAUUUGUUACAAUGCUUCUCAUAAUUGAUCAGAAGUUAUUGUCAGAAUCUUACUUCCUCACUUUGUGCUCUUAUGUAAUGUCUUGCAUCUUUUGUGUUGCCUGAGUUUGUAAAUUCAUAAUUUAAAAAUGGUGUGUCAUAAUAAUAUACAAUGAGAAUGAUGGUUGUGGGAUAAAACAAAGUUUCUUGUGUUUUGCUUUUGUAUUGCUUAUAAUAAUAAAACUUUUAGUGCCAGUAA
Molecule: messenger RNA, 3574 nt
Organism: Aquila chrysaetos chrysaetos
Lineage: Eukaryota; Metazoa; Chordata; Aves; Accipitriformes; Accipitridae
Gene: BARD1
Product: BRCA1 associated RING domain 1
Exons: 11
Coding region: 29-2401 (790 amino acids)
Molecular function (GO): protein binding
Source: RefSeq, a predicted model, not a curated record